This is a messenger RNA of Zeugodacus cucurbitae (melon fly), 704 nucleotides long. Its product is annotated as cuticle protein 16.5. NCBI's taxonomy places the organism in Eukaryota, Metazoa, Arthropoda, Insecta, Diptera, Tephritidae. The coding region runs from base 148 to 615 and encodes 155 amino acids. The record is from RefSeq and is a predicted model, not a curated record. The transcript has 2 exons.
CUGUUGUGUGUGUGUGUUCGUGUGCGUAAAAUGGCAGGUGCUCAACCCAACGAGGAAUGGAUAUAAAAGUCGAAACCGUUAACUGAUGGACAUCAUAAGUCAACUUGUCUUCACAGAAGCAACUCAAGAAAUAUCAACAAAAGCAAAAUGUUCAAGCACAUCAUUGUUGUCCUGGCCACCAUUGCCUGCGCCGCCGCGAAGCCCGGUCUGCUGCACGCGCCAUUGGCUGCCGCACCACUGGCCCUGGCCGCUCCAGCGCCGAUCAUCACUGCCACCAGUAGCCAGGUUGUUGCCAGAACCCACAACGGUAUCGCUGCCGCACCAAUUGUAGCCGCCGCCCCCGUCGCUGCCCCUCUGGCGGCUGCGCCUUUGGCCGCGCCAAUCGCACCGAUCUCACCUUUGGUCCGUUACGCUGCCGCUCCGCUCGCCGCUCCACUCGCCGCACCCAUCGCACCACUGGCGGCCCCAGUAGCUCGUUACGCCGCCGCCCCAAUCGCUCGCUACGCAGCUGCUCCUCUCGCCUACACAUCCCCUUUGGCGGCGCCCGCUCCUUUGGCGUACGCUCCCUCCUACUCGGCGCCUCUGCACUACGCAGCCGCACCAGCGCUUUGGUAAUGCAACACGACGACUGAUUUUGCUGGAAUUAAUUUAAGAAAUAUAAGAUAACAAACAAUUAAAAAUAAUAAUAAAAGAGAAUAGUACAC